Mercenaria mercenaria is the source of this 2707-nucleotide messenger RNA. RefSeq names its product zinc finger MYND domain-containing protein 15-like. The coding region runs from base 46 to 1746 and encodes 566 amino acids. The transcript has 12 exons. Gene Ontology annotation, biological process: negative regulation of DNA-templated transcription. The record is from RefSeq and is a predicted model, not a curated record. NCBI's taxonomy places the organism in Eukaryota, Metazoa, Mollusca, Bivalvia, Venerida, Veneridae. Gene Ontology annotation, molecular function: histone deacetylase binding.
AAGGACUUUUAGACAUUUAAAUUACUAGACGCUUGCAUUUAAAAAAUGCAGACUGACCAAAGAGAAGACGCAAAUGCGCUUUUACGGAGUUAUCUGCGAUAUGCAGAAAGUAAAAGACCCGAUCUUGCGGCAAUAGAGGAUCCAGUGAAAAGAGAAGAUGAAAUUUUAAAGUGGAUGGAAGAGAUGGAAGAACCGGAAAAGCUGCUAUUUGGUUUCUGUGAAGACAAUCCAAACAAUAAUGUCGGAGUGAUGUCUGAAAAAGUAAAAAAAGAAACUGAAGAUGCCCUAAACAGAAUGGACGAGGUAAAGAAUCUACCAGUGGAAGACACGAUUUGGCUCAUUGAAGAAUUUCUUGACUUAAAAGAUGAGGAUGGUCAGUCUUUUAGAGUUUUAACCAUCAAUGACAAAAAUAACUAUGUUCUGGGUACGAGAAAUGCCUACGCACAUGAAACCACCUUCGCCAACCAAUGCCGAGAGCUGUUGUGUAUUUGUACACUACAUCCAAUGGUUGGCCUGCCAAGGAGACCACUGAAAGUGACCUUUAAAGACCCAGCAUCUGCAGAGAAGGCAGUGGGGUUGGACGUGUCAGAUUUGGGGAUUACAUAUAUGUAUGCAGGGAUGGAACAAGCGCCUGAACCAGAGCCAGUCAGAAUGAGGGAAUGUUGUGUGUGCCGUCUACGUGGAUCUAAAGACCUUUUCAAAAAAUGUUCUUCAUGCCAAGCUGUACUGUACUGUUCUAAGACGUGUCAGAAGAAAGACUGGUCUCAGAAAGGGCCACUUGCUGCACACUGCCACAAGUACUGGUGUAAGAAGAUGAAGGCAUACAUGUCCAAAGCUGACGAACUCAGAAAUUUUCCAUUCACUUUUGCGGCCGAGACAACUUCUGAGGACUUUGAUGCCAUUAAAUACAGACAGUUCCUAGAGAGAAAUGGUGUGUAUGGACAAGGAGCAUGGCGUCGUGAAUGUCAGCAACCUAGUCAUCAACAUAAAGAUUGUCCAUGUCUUAUUCCAUUUGGGGAAUUGCCAAAAGCUGAUGACCUGAUUGUAUUACCUGUGGAGUCUACAAUAUUGGACGAUAGCCCAGAAAGUCUAGUAGAGGGAUUACGUUGUUGGGAAUCGUACUACAAAUGGCGAGGAUUUAGAAUGGAUUCACCUAUAGCUAUUCUGUUACACUGGCCACUAACCAUGUUCUAUAUCAUCAAAUACUGCUUACCUAAUGACAGUCCUGACUGGUGGGAAGAUCUAGAUGAGGGAAAUCUGUUGGUAGAUAUUGUUGGUGUUGAGAAAGAAGUGGAAAUGCUAUCAAUUUUCAAGGAGCUUGGAUAUCUUUUACCUGACCUCACAAUAGACAUACAGAUGUAUGGGAAUGAAAUCUCCAAGAACAUGGAUGGAGAGAUUUACAAGGAAGGCAAUGUGAAGAUAGAGGUUAUUCGAGGACUGUAUCAUCGGAAAUCAUCCACAGCUCGCAAACCACAUGUUGCCAUAGGAUUUAAUGCAGGACUGGGUGCCUAUCAACACUGGUCACAGACAUUGGUGAAGUUACGGACACAGAAAACUCCAGCUUACUUCACAGAUUACUGUCAGUAUAGCUGUGAGUGUGCCCGCAGUCCAGUUGAGGGGCUAGGACUUGGAACCAUUUCAGACCCCAUCAUCAACCCAUUCAGAAAUCCAAUUAGAAAGUUGGCCACAGAGAAUGAUAUGCCCUGGUACAGCAAUGGUUUCAUGUAUCAUCUCAUUUACCCAUAAUGCUAUUGUGUAUCAUCAUUUACCCAUUGUGCCAUUAUUAAAUCAUCAUCAUUUACCCAUUAUGCCAAUGUGUAAUUGUUCUAUAAAUCAUCAUUUACACAUAAUGUCAUUGCAUUGUUAUUUCAUGUAUCAUAUCAUGUACCAAUAAUGCCAUUGUGUAAUUGUUCUACAAAUCAUCAUUUACGCAUGUCAUUGCGUUGUUAUUUCAUGUAUCAUGUCAUGUACCAAUAAUGCCAUUGUGUAAUUGUUCUACAAAUCAUCAUUUACGCAUAAUGUCAUUGCGUUGUUAUUUCAUGUAUCAUGUCAUGUACCAAUAAUGCCAUUGUGUAAUUGUUCUACUAAUCAUCAUUUACGCAUAAUGUCAUUGCGUUGUUAUUUCAUAUAUCAUGUCAUUUACCAAUAAUGCCAUUGUGUAAUUGUUCUACAAAUCAUCAUUUACGCAUAAUGUCAUUGCGUUGUUAUUUCAUGUAUCAUGUCAUGUACCAAUAAUGCCAUUGUGUAAUUGUUCUACUAAUCAUCAUUUACGCAUAAUGUCAUUGCGUUGUUAUUUCACAUAUCAUGUCAUGUACCAAUAAUGCCAUUGUGUAAUUGUUCUACAAAUCAUCAUUUACGCAUAAUGUCAUUGCGUUGUUAUUUCAUGUAUCAUGUCAUGUACCAGUAAUGUCAUUGUGUAAUUGUUCUAUAAAUCAUCAUUUAUACAUAAUGCUGUUGUGCGAUUAUUUUUUGAACCAACUUUUACCCAUAGGAUCAUUGUGUAGUUAUUUCAUGUAUCAUCUCGUUUACUCAUAAUGUGUAUUGUUUAGUCAUUUCAUACAUCAUCAUUUACCCAUAAUGCAUUUGUGUAUCGUCUCAUUUACCCAUAAUGCCAUUAAGGUUUCCUGAAGUAUCUCAUUUACACGUACCUUAGUUUAGUUGUAAAUGGCAUGGUACUUGACCUUAGACAACUCGGGGAAUAAGAAAA